Cryphonectria parasitica EP155 is the source of this 3030-nucleotide messenger RNA. Its product is annotated as putative hydantoinase/oxoprolinase. Gene Ontology annotation, cellular component: cytosol. The record is from RefSeq and is a predicted model, not a curated record. Lineage: Eukaryota; Fungi; Ascomycota; Sordariomycetes; Diaporthales; Cryphonectriaceae. Gene Ontology annotation, biological process: glutathione metabolic process. Gene Ontology annotation, molecular function: 5-oxoprolinase (ATP-hydrolyzing) activity. The transcript is spliced from 6 exons. The coding region runs from base 7 to 2988 and encodes 993 amino acids.
CCUGAUAUGUAUCGCAUUGGAGUUGAUGUCGGCGGCACCAAUACGGAUGCCGCCCUGCUGGAUGUGACAGCAUUCAACACGCCCGGCCGCGGUGUUCUAGCAUCAUGCAAAUCCCCCACCACAGCUGAUGUCACGUCAGGUAUAACGACGGCCAUCGAGACAGUGCUGAUCAAAUCCGGCGCGCCUAAGACAUCGGUGCUAAGCGUCACCAUUGGCACAACACACUUUAUCAACGCCUUGAUCGAGGCCGAUGCGCGCCGCUUGAGCAGAGUCGCCGUUGUGCGGCUCUGCGGGCCCUUCACACGACAAAUACCGCCGUUCACAGACUUUCCUGUUGGUUUGCGUCGAGUGAUGGAGGGAGGUGCUUGGUUUCUGGACGGUGGCCUUGAGAUUGAUGGCCGUGAAAUUGCACCCCUGGAUCCGAUGCAGAUCAAGGACUGCGUAGAGCAGAUCCAGUCCAAGUCGCUUAGGACGGUCGCUAUCGUGGGAGUCUUCUCGCCCCUCGACCACGAGGGUAUCCACGAAGAGGAGUGUCGAAGACAGAUGCUCGCCAUCGAUCCCUCCCUCAGAAUCGUGUGCAGCCGCGACAUUGGCCCACCAGGCUAUUUGGAACGGGAGAACGCCACCAUCCUCAACGCCGCAAUUCUAGACACCGCCCAGAAGACCAUUCGCAGUUUUAAGAUGGCCAUGAGGCGCCUGCAGCUGCAAUGCCCUCUGUACCUCUCCCAGAACGACGGCACCCUCAUCGACGCUGAGGCCGCAGCAGAGCUCCCUAUCAAAACAUUUGGUAGCGGCCCUACCAAUAGCAUGACGGGAGCGGCGUUUCUCGCGGGAUUGGGCAAGCCACGUGCUUUGCAUGUCGACGGGGAAACAACUUCCGAGGGGCCAGACCACCAGGUCUUGGUCGUUGACAUCGGCGGCACGACCACCGAUGUCUGCGCUCUGCUUCCCUCAGGCUUCCCGCGGCAAGCUCCGAAUUUUGUCGAGCUGGGCGGAGUCCGCACUGCCUUUUCUAUGCCUGAGGUGGUUUCUAUAGGCCUCGGUGGCGGGAGCAAGGUUCAGGUGUCCAGCGAGACCGACGUGGUGUCGGUUGGGCCAGAUUCGGUAGGCCAUUUUCUGACCGAGCAAGCUCUGGUGUUUGGUGGCCCGACUUUGACUUCCAGUGACAUCGUGGUUGCUUCCGGGAUGGCCCAGCUUGGUGAUGCUUCCAAGGUCGCCCACAUUCCUGCUUCCACUAUCGAGGCAGCCCAGAAGCAAAUGAGGCAGAUGCUCGAGUCCGUUAUCGAGAAAAUGAAGAUGUCCGCAGCGCCGGUUCAUAUCCUGCUCGUCGGUGGUGGAUCUUUACUCGUGACUGAGAAGCUCAGUAAUGUGGCCAAGUGCGAAAAGCCAGUUCACCACGAUGCAGCAAAUGCUGUUGGGGCCGCAAUCGCAAAAGUCGCUGGCGAGGUUGAUAUUAUUGAAAUCAUGCAGGGCAAGGAUGAAAAGGCAGUCAUAAAGGCUGCUUGUCAGCAGGCCAUCCACGCCGCGGUUCAGAAAGGAGCCGAUCCAAGCGACGUCAAGGUGGUAACGAUCGACAAGAUCCCAUUACAAUAUACGGCCAACAAGGCUAUGAGAUUGGUCAUUAAAGCUGUAGGAGCUCUGGCGACUCCUGAGGCUGCAACUGUGGCCAGCCUGCCUGCAGAGUUCUCACAUGUGCGCCGCGAGGAGACACAAGAGGAAGGCAUCAAGGUUCGCGUACCCGACGCUGCUGAGCCGACGACCAAGCCUGCAUCCGAGGUCAACCUGGAUGAGUAUCGGCCACAGGUCCGGGAUGGAGUUUGGUACAUUUCGGAAGUUGAUUUGGAGUUGAUUGCCACCGGCACCGGCAUCCUUGGUACAGGCGGCGGCGGUCCGUCCUACCUAGAGCUGCUGCAUGGGUUGAAUAUCCUGCGCAAUAAGGGUGGAGCUGGGAAGAUGCGUGUAGUGCCUCCAACGUCUCUCAAAGACUCGGACCUUGUGGGUUUCGGGUCUUGGUAUGGUGCUCCCAGUGUCAUCAAUGAGCGGAUCGGAAGCGGCUCGGAGAUCAUCACAGGAAUUGAGACGGUGAAGAAGAUACUAGGUAUUGGUAAGGUUGAUGCCAUUUUGGCCGAUGAAAUAGGAGGUGGUAAUGGUAUGAGCCCAUUCGCCACGGGCGUCCACUACGACAUCCCCGUUAUUGACGGCGACGCAAUGGGCAGAGCGUAUCCAACAAUGUACCACGCGACUCUAUAUGUCUACGGCAACCCUAUCACGCCGUGCUCGCUAAGUGACGCCAAAGGCAACUCGGCCGUCAUCAUGCAAGCAGAGAGCCCGCUACGUGUAGAAGGGCUCUUGCGUACAACGGCCGUUGAGCUGGGGCUCGGAUGUGCUGUUUGCGCCCGCCCCUUGAGCGCUGAUAUUAUCAAGUCCCUCGCUGUGCCUAACACCAUGUCGCAAGCCUGGUAUCUAGGACAGGCUGUGCAUCGCGCGCGGAGGAGCAAGAUUAGCUAUGUCGAUGCCAUCCUUGCAACGACAACCGGAAAACUAUUGUUCACAGGUAAAAUCAUCGACGUCCGCAGGGAGAUCGGCAAGGGCUACACUAUGGGCAGCGUGCUACUUGCAGAAGAAAAUCCCGAUGCUAUCCCAUCAACGACAUCCGGCGAGUCAACACGCCGCAUGAUCAUUCCUUUCCAGAACGAAUUUUUAUAUGCAGCGUACGCGGACGAAGCCGGCAACGAGACCAACGAGAUCUUGUGCACCGUGCCAGAUCUGAUUUCGAUCCUAGGCCAGGAUGGCGAGGCCAUUGGAUCGCAGGACCUGCGGUAUGGCCUUCACGUUAGUGUUAUUGCAAUGCCGGCUCAUCCAUUGUGGAAGACAGAACAAGGACUGGUGGUUGGUGGACCUGCUGGUUUCGGACUGACGAUACCGUUUAUUGGUGUUGGAGAGUAUGCACCGCCACGAAGUGUGAUCGAGGAUUAUGGGAAAUGUUAAUCGUACGUACUUGGGUGAAGAAUUUGAUACUGUCCCCAGUCG